CAGGCAUGCGGGUGUAUUUGACAGAUGGAUCGUCGCGUCCUUGUCUACCCGCUCAAUAGUGGCCUGACAUUCCCACACGUGGCAGCUCGUAAGAACUAAUCAAUUCUUGGGCUCCGUCCCGAAAAUUAUAUACCCCUUCGUUCAAACACGAAGUUGCAUCGUACCGCUCUAAUCACUAACACCCCCCUCUGACGAGACAAUGACCGCUGGAUUCGAUACGGACUUGAACGAAUCCCUUGGCGCGUUUGUCGUCGGCGUGGCCUUAGCGUUCAUGUUGUACGGUUGCGCCUUAGGACAAGCGAUGCUCUACUACAUCCACUAUACUGCUGACGAUAUGUUCACGAAGGGCUUGGUCGCUGUAUUGUUGCUCAUCGAGACGGGUAGAAAUAUUUUGGACGUUCAGAUUCUCUGGUUGUAUCUCGUCCAAAAUCACGCGGACAUCUUCGCUUUGUUGCAUUACUCCAAUUCGUUUCUGGUUGGCCAACUGUUUACAGCAAUCACUGUUCUCUUGGUCCAAGUCUUCUUCAUCUACAAAAUAUGGCAACUUAUGGACAAGGGUCGCUAUCGUACAACACUCACGGCUUCUGCGAUCGUGCUGUCACUGAUAUCAUUCGGCGGCGGCAUCGGUGUCGUGGUUGGAAUUAAUCAAGUCCAAGUCGACAUAUCAGCCUCCGAAUGGGCAUAUUUUAGACCUGCUUGGGUUGAGGCCGCCUUCUCCUUAGUGACCGAUCUGUAUAUCGCAGCAUCGUUGUGCAUCAUCCUGCGUCAAUCGGGUACGGGACUCAGACCCACACAAACAAUGGUGUCGAUGUUGAUCGCAAUCACCGUUCAGCGAGGUGUUCUCCUCUUUCUGGCGCAAGUCGCCUUAGUCGGGACGCUGAUCUGGAGCACGCUCUACAAAAACGAAGUCGCCUCAGCCAUCUACUUCCCCGCAGGAUCCAUAUUCAUCACGACACUGCUCGCGACGUAAGGCUGAACGUCCGCCGCACGAUCA
Laetiporus sulphureus 93-53 is the source of this 994-nucleotide messenger RNA. RefSeq lists its product as uncharacterized. The record is from RefSeq and is a predicted model, not a curated record. NCBI's taxonomy places the organism in Eukaryota, Fungi, Basidiomycota, Agaricomycetes, Polyporales, Laetiporaceae. The transcript is spliced from 21 exons. The coding region runs from base 200 to 970 and encodes 256 amino acids.